This is a messenger RNA of Dicrocoelium dendriticum, 1668 nucleotides long. The record is from the annotation of a GenBank genome assembly. NCBI's taxonomy places the organism in Eukaryota, Metazoa, Platyhelminthes, Trematoda, Plagiorchiida, Dicrocoeliidae.
AUGAUGAACCUAGACCUCAAUCUGCGCCGAGGUAUUCAGUGGAUCUUCAUGGUUGCGUCUGUACCCUUCGCAAUUAUCGGUAUCGACUUCCUCCGACAUUUUGGGUUGCUUGUUGAUGCUGGUCGCCACAGACUUUUAGAUGAUAAUACGAAACUAGGUGUCGAUGGCGUCUAUUCAGAUGCCCCGAUAAUCAGCCCUGUAUUUCGGAUCGCAGACGCACCGUCCGACAACUUGCGCCUCCUCUCCGAACACCCGCGACUGGUUCGACCGACUGCAGAGCUUCCACCAGUCACGACAGAGGUUGCUCACCACAUAGUUACGCGCGGUCAACCAGUUAACGCACGACCAAGACGGCUUGCUCCAGACAAACUACGGGCAGCACGAGCCGAAUUUGACAACAUGCUUCAACUUGGUAUCAAGGUCCUGGGGGACUGGCGUCCUUGCGGUGACUACCGAUCUUUGAAUACGGUGCAAACGGCCGAUCGCUAUCCGAUGCCACACAUAGUGGAUCUCACCGCCAGUCUAGCGGGUAAAAGAAUCUUCAGCAAAAUCGACUUGAUACGCGCAUACAACCAAAUUCCGGUAGCCGAAGCGGACAUCGCUAAAACUGCCGUGACGACUUCAUUUGGUUUGUUCGAGUUUCUGCGUAUGCCAUUUGGCCUAAAGAACGCCGCGCCAACGUUUCGGCGUUUCAUCGACCAAGUUUGUCACGGUUUAAACUUCGAUUACGCCUAUCUUGACGACAUCUUAAACUUUACGGCCGAUAUAUGGCAUGUCUCAGGUGUGCACAACGCCGUCGCCGAUGCACUUUCUUGCAUCCAAGCUAUCUCCGCUGCCGCUGGCACUGCUAUCAACUUGGCAGCCAUGGCCACAGCACCACUCAACGAUCCUGAGCUUGAUCUACUACGCAGGUCUGACUCAUUAGAUAUACGACUCGUGCAGCUGACAUCAGCAGACGGAACGAUACUCUGCGAUUUGUCUCUGGGCACGCCGCGCCCAGUCGUCCCACGCGAGUUUCGGCAGACCGUGAUCGACGCGUUGCACGGCUUGUCUCAUCCAGGCGUUCGUGCAUCGGUUAAACUCGUAACCGCACGAGUCGUUUGGCGCAGUGUUAAUUGGGACGUCCGUACUUGGGCAGCUGCUUGCCUUCCGUGUCAGCGUGCGAAGGUGCACAAGCGCACGAGCUCAUUAGGCACGCUUCCGACGCCAGACGCACGUUUUCACCACGUGCACGUCGACCUCAAGACACCAGUGUACGUGCCCGAGAAGCUGUCUACGUGUUCACACGUCCUUCUUCGCGCAGACGGUGUUCGACAGCCACUUCAGUCGCCGUACAUAGAACCCUUCAAGGUGCUGCAUCGUGCGAGUAAGGCGUACACUAUUGACCGCGGUGGUCGACACGAAGUCGUCACCAUCGACCGUCUGAAACCCGCCUUUAUGGAAGAGACUACCUCGCCUAUUUCGUCUAGUAGUGCUUCGUGCGACGUCAAAACUCAUCCCACCAGCUUACAGCAUCAUAGUCCAGUUCAACCAGACCACGAUCUCGGUCUACAGGCCGUCCCAACAUCUCCCGGAUCUAGCCCGCUGCCUCCCACGACCAAUUGCCGUGGUCGGGAGGUGCAUAAACCCGCCCAAUUUUCCGACUAUGUACAGUGUAAAUACCUUUAA